Molecule: messenger RNA, 798 nt
Organism: Plasmodium reichenowi
Lineage: Eukaryota; Apicomplexa; Aconoidasida; Haemosporida; Plasmodiidae
Product: proteasome subunit beta type-4, putative
Exons: 2
Coding region: 1-798 (265 amino acids)
Cellular component (GO): proteasome core complex
Source: RefSeq, a predicted model, not a curated record
AUGACCUUAGGCCCAGUAGUAACAGGUACAUCCGUGAUAGCUAUAAAAUACAAACACGGUAUAAUGAUUGCUGCAGAUAGAAAAGCUAGCUAUGGUAGUUAUGCAAAAUUUCAGAAUGUCGAAAGAAUUUUUAAAAUAAAUAAUAAGACGGUUAUGGGUUUUAGUGGUGAGCUAGCUGAUGCUCAAUAUUUGCAUGAGUUACUUACACGUAAGAAUAUUAAUAAUUUAAGUGAGAAGAAAAGAAAAGAAGAUAUGUAUACACCGCAACAUUACCAUUCGUAUGUAAGUAGAGUAUUUUAUGUUAGAAAAAAUAGGAUAGAUCCCUUAUUUAAUAAUAUAAUUAUAGCAGGAAUAAAUUCACAAAAAUAUGAUAAUAAUGAUGAUAAUGUUUUAUUAUAUACAAAUAAAAAAAAUGAUGAUGAACAUAAUGAAUAUAAAAACAAUGAAGAAUAUAAAGAAAUUCAUAAAGAUGAUUUAUAUAUUGGAUUUGUAGAUAUGCAUGGAACAAAUUUUUGUGAUGAUUAUAUUACUACAGGAUAUGCUAGAUAUUUCGCUCUUACAUUAUUAAGAGAUCAUUAUAAAGAUAAUAUGACAGAAGAAGAAGCACGAAUAUUAAUAAAUGAAUGCUUAAGAAUUUUAUACUUUAGAGAUGCUACUUCAUCCAAUUUUAUACAAAUCGUUAAGGUUACAAGUAAAGGUGUUGAAUAUGAAGAACCAUAUAUUCUUCCAUGUGUAUUAAAUUCAGCUGAUUAUGUCUACCCUUCAACAUUACUUCCACCUGCUGGAUGUAUGUGGUGA